Messenger RNA from Condylura cristata (star-nosed mole), 1221 nucleotides. RefSeq names its product basic salivary proline-rich protein 2-like. The transcript has 3 exons. The coding region runs from base 97 to 1221 and encodes 374 amino acids. NCBI's taxonomy places the organism in Eukaryota, Metazoa, Chordata, Mammalia, Eulipotyphla, Talpidae. The record is from RefSeq and is a predicted model, not a curated record.
AGACAGUCCAGAAGCCAAGUCUCCUCUCAGCUGCAGGUGGUCUGCGUCCAGAGCACGCUGCAGUGAGGCUGCAGCAGACCCCACCCCCACUGGUCAAUGCCUGCACAGCUCAGCCGGCGCCCCCACGGCAGGCAGAGGGGAGCCCCCCCGCAGAGACCCUGCAGGCAUGCAGGGGGGGUCCCAAGGGGCGGGCACCGGGACAUCACCCGGGCCCAGCACUGCCUGGGGUGGGCCCGGGGCCGUGGGUCAGCCCACCCGCCCACUACGCGGCUCCGCGUGGGCGGGAAGCGGGGCCAGGGCCGCCCUCCGGGAGCCGGCGCCAUGGGCCGACGGCACAAGACACAGGGACGCAUGGGGACAGCAGGUCCCCGAGGUGGCCAGGACCAGACAGAGCAAAGCAGGAUGCCGGGCAGCCCCAGACACCGCAGACACCAGCGAGGGCGGCCGCGGCCUCGAAGCUCUGGUUUCCCGCUGGCCCACAAGCCACGUGUGAAGCCCGAGGGGCCAGCCACUGAGCGUGAGCUGGUGGGCAGUGACCUGGCGAGCCCGAGCGCGGCCGGCUGGCUGCCUGCGGCGAGAGGGCCCCUCGUCAGUGGAAGCUCCCCCACGGCAGCUGCCAGCCGGCCCCCAGCUGCCCACCAGGGCCCGGCCGGGGUCCCCAGGACAGGCGAGGCCCAGGCCGGGGUGGCGGCAGGUGCAGGUGCCGCCGGGCGGGCGGGCCGGGGCCCUCAGGACUCGGGUCUGGGCUGGUCCCCACCACCGCAGCCCUGCGGGAGAAGCCACUCGGCACAGGCCGGGCAGCGCCCCUGGGUCCGAGGGCGGGCAGCUGGCCAGCACCUGCCCAGGCCGCCAGCCCACAAGCAAAGCAUCGCAAGGUGGGGUGGCCGCAGGCGGCCAGCUCUGCGCCCCGAGGUCCUCCCACAGCCCCGGCCGGCCACCCCUCUGGCCAGCACAGCAGGGCCAGGCCGGGCCAGCAGGGGUCCAGACACCUGUGGAGUCAGAGGCUGGCUGGGCUGCGGCACCCCGUCGCCCAACGGGAACCGCCAUGAGAGCCCACGGCUGCCCCAGGAGGCGCCCACCGCGCAGGCCCCCUGCCCUGCUGCCCCUGGCCAGAGGACCCCGCACCGUGCUGUUGCCCGCAGCCGGAGCGUGAAGAGCCCCUGGACACAGAGACGGGGCAUCCUCUGGCUCAGGCGGUACCUGCUUGGGGUGCCCAGCUGA